Molecule: messenger RNA, 1767 nt
Organism: Tribolium castaneum (red flour beetle)
Lineage: Eukaryota; Metazoa; Arthropoda; Insecta; Coleoptera; Tenebrionidae
Product: sporozoite surface protein 2
Exons: 34
Coding region: 55-1704 (549 amino acids)
Source: RefSeq, a predicted model, not a curated record
AAAAUUCUCUAUAAAAGGACAGCUUGCCUUCACUUCACCCAAUAUUUGGGAACAAUGAGAGUCGCCCUAACUCUUUUAGUUCUGUGUGUGUGUGCCUUUGCUAGUCCAUUAUUGGAUGAAAAUGUUGAACAAAAAAGUAAGGUAAAAGGUCUCCUUAGGAACCGAAGAGAUGCAGAAAAACCACCAAAAACUGACAAAAAAAUGCUGGCUGUGGACAAAAAAUCUGAUAAAACUGGUGGAAAAAAUGCUGCUAAAUCUACGGGAAGCAAAAUUGAUCCAAAGACUGGUGCUGUAGGUAAACGGAAGUUAAACGUUAAGAACAAACAGGACAUGAAUAUCCUUGUUAACGUAAUCGUCCCAGCUCGUCAGACGGUAGCUAUAAAUGGGCAAGGUCCAGCGAAAAUGAACGCUACACAAGACAUCAAAGCCAUAGCUGACGUAACAACCAACGGAGAUGGAUCGAAUCAGAAUCGACCAGGAGGAAGGCCAUGUCCGGAUAAACCGUGUGGAGGAUCAAAACCGAAUCAACCCUGGAAUCCAAAUCAGCCAACUAACCCCAGUCAUCCAGGUGGAGGAUCACAUCCAAGUCACCCAGGAGGGGGUUCAAAUCCGGAUCACCCAAGUGAUUCCAAUCAUCCAGGAGGAGGAUCAAAUCCGAAUCAACCCUGGAAUCCGACUCACCCAAGUGAUCCGAAUCAUCCAGGAGGUGGAUCGCAUCCGAAUCAGCCCUGGAAUCCGAAUCAACCAAGUGAUCCGAAUCACCCAAGUGAUCCGAAUCAUCCGGGAGGUGGAUCGAAUCCGAAUCAGCCCUGGAAUCCGAAUCAACCAAGUGAUCCAAAUCACCCAAGUGAUCCGAAUCAUCCGGGAGGUGGAUCGAAUCCGAAUCAGCCCUGGAAUCCGAAGCAACCAAGUGAUCCGAAUCACCCAAGUGAUCCGAAUCAUCCGGGGGGUGGAUCGAAUCCGAAUCAGCCCUGGAAUCCGAAUCAACCAAGUGAUCCAAAUCAUCCAGGAGGUGGAUCAAAUCCGAAUCAACCCUGGAAUCCAAAUCAGCCAACUAAUCCCGCUAAACCAGGAGGAUCAAAUCCGAAUCAACCGUGGAAUCCGAAUCAGCCAACUAAUCCCGCUAAACCAGGAGGAUCAAAUCCGAAUCAACCCUGGAAUCCAAAUCAGCCAACUAAUCCCACUAAACCAGGAGGAUCAAAUCCGAAUCAACCGUGGAAUCCGAAUCAGCCAACUAAUCCCACUAAACCAGGAGGAUCAAAUCCGAAUCAACCGUGGAAUCCGAAUCAGCCAACUAAUCCCACUAAACCAGGAGGAUCAAAUCCGAAUCAACCGUGGAAUCCGAAUCAGCCAACUAAUCCCACUAAACCAGGAGGAUCAAAUCCGAAUCAACCGUGGAAUCCGAAUCAGCCAACUAAUCCCACUAAACCAGGAGGAUCAAAUCCGAAUCAACCCUGGAAUCCGAAUCAGCCAGGAGGAUCAAAUCCAAAUCAACCGUGGAAUCCGAAUCAACCAGGAAAUUGUAAGACACUCAUAAAUGGAAAAAUAGUCUGCACACCAGUCGGUGGAAGUGGAGAUGAUGACGAACCAAGAGAUAAGAACUGUCGAACUCUUAUAAAUGGAAAAAGAAUCUGUGACCAUGGGCCUUCCAAUAAAAAGAAAAAGAAGUGCAGGAGGAAACCACGAAAACAUUUGUCUUAUUAAAACGUGUUAAGAGCGCCAGCAUUCAAAUAAAAUGUGUAAAAAAUAAAUAAAUUUUUACCCGAA